AUGGCGCGUUUCACUCCGUGCUCCGUGGCACCUUUUACCCUUCAAGUGCCUCUCUCCUGCCAUCUUCAUCCCAUACAAGCACGAGACCACCUCAAGCCAAAACCCCAACAACAGCUCUUUUCGUGGAUAAUAAUACUCCGCAUACCUGGUUAUCAACGGCAUACCGUGCUAGCGACUCAGCAAGCACUGUCGUCCGGAUCUGUCCAAGCUGCCGCGUCAAGUGAGCAUCUCGUACUGUGCCAGUGGCCGAGGCCCCAGAAGACUGCCUGCAAGGUCGUCUAA
This is a messenger RNA of Colletotrichum siamense, 282 nucleotides long. RefSeq lists its product as uncharacterized. Lineage: Eukaryota; Fungi; Ascomycota; Sordariomycetes; Glomerellales; Glomerellaceae. The transcript is spliced from 3 exons. The record is from RefSeq and is a predicted model, not a curated record. The coding region runs from base 1 to 282 and encodes 93 amino acids.